AUGACUUCUGAUAUUAACGCUAUGGCUGGUGAAGCCUUAAAAACCAUAAAUAACGGAUUGCCUAAUAUACUAUCAGCUAAUGAGAUUUCUCCAAAUCGCGCAAUCAUAUUCGUCUUAGCUAUUACUCUUCUUGUUAUGUAUAUGGCAUUGGUCCUCACCGUUGGGGUUCCUUUUAAUCAAGGGUAUGAAGUAGUCAACCCGGAUUAUCUGUUUAUUAUUGUAGACGAUGAUACAUCUCCCUCUGAAAUCGAACAGGAAAUCUCAGAACAGCUCGAGAUGUAUCACCCCGAUUAA
This is a messenger RNA of Plasmodium coatneyi, 294 nucleotides long. RefSeq lists its product as uncharacterized. The coding region runs from base 1 to 294 and encodes 97 amino acids. The transcript has 2 exons. NCBI's taxonomy places the organism in Eukaryota, Apicomplexa, Aconoidasida, Haemosporida, Plasmodiidae. The record is from RefSeq and is a predicted model, not a curated record.